GGCAAGCGGAUGUUGUCGAACCUUUUUAGCAGGCAGCAGCAGGCUCACCCACAGGGGAAAGGAGCAACAGAAGACGGCUAAUUUGACCUCCAGUGUUUUUACCCUACCUCAACUGACUUUAAACAUCACGCCACCAAUGUCGUCAUUUCACCGCAUGGAAUAUUUUUUAAUGACUUCACCGUGACAUUUUUGUUUGCCGUGUCCGCGGCGAGUUAGCAUACCGGCUAGCGACAGGCUAACUGGGCUAAUUCAACUAUGGCAAGUGCGGGACUCUUUGGACUGGGAUGACGAAAGCAGUUCGUCAAGGUCUGGCAAUUAUUAACAUUUACGGUCUACUGGUAGGUUUCUGGCGGUUGUAAGCGUUAUGGAGAACUCCUUGGCAAGGACUACAGUUAUUUGCCCUCAUCUAAUAAAUGGGGAGUGGGCCUUUUGAACGUUACUAUUCAGAAAGUCAACAUUUGCUUUCGUGUGUGUGUGUACUCGUGCACAGCAAGUGGUGACACUGGAUUUUAAUUGCGUCCACCAGGUAUUAAACAAUAAUUUAUUCGAUUGCAAAAUUAAAAAACAGAAGUCCAUGUAUUUGGGUUUCGUGUCACACAUCCUGCUUCCAGUAGAUCCGGGUGACAGCAUGGAAAAGUCAACAACUGUUACGUGGAACCAUUAAUAUGGCACUGAUACAACAUUCUCAGUCAUUUACUGACAAGGGAGAUGGCGUGCGAGUGCCUAAGGUUCGCUGUGUGGUAGUUAUAGUUUCUAGCUGCUAUUGUAACAAAAUGCCAAGAGACUAAUCGAGAGUCAAGUGAAAUUGUAUACAUUGCUGCACAUCUGGCCACGAUGCCAUCGGCACUGUUUGUCUUGAUGCUGCCGGCGGCGUUAUGUAGCCUGGGACUUGCCAUGUCACGGGAUGAGAAGCUCAAGUUGAGGGAUCAAGUGGUCGAGAUGUUCGACCACGCGUACCAGAAUUACAUGGACCAUGCUUACCCAGCCGACGAGCUGAUGCCGCUAACAUGCAGAGGAAGAGUGCGUGGACUGGAACCCAGUCGGGGUGAUGUGGACGAUGCGCUCGGAAAGUUCUCGUUGACCCUCAUUGACACUCUGGAUACUCUUGUGCUUUUGAACAAGACGGUGGAGUUUGAGGCUGCGGUCAGGAGAGUCCUGUCAGACGUCAGGUUGGAUAACGACAUUGUGGUGUCGGUGUUUGAAACCAACAUUCGAGUUCUGGGGGGUCUCUUGGGCGCUCACUCCAUGGCUGUGAUGCUGAAGGAAGAAGGACAGCACAUGCGUUGGUACCAAGACGAGCUGCUGCACAUGGCCAAAGACCUGGGCCUCCGACUGCUGCCGGCAUUCAACACCAGCAGUGGCCUUCCUUACCCCAGGGUGAACUUGAAGUACGGCGUCAGGGGGCCCGAGACACGGACGGGCACAGAAACCGACACCUGUACGGCAUGCGCGGGAACCAUCAUCCUGGAAUUUGCUGCCUUAAGUCGCUUCACUGGGGAUCCAGUUUUUGAGGCUCAUGCCCGGAGAGCCCUGGACUUUCUUUGGGAGAAGAGGCAGAGGAACAGCAAUCUGGUGGGAACCACCAUCAACAUCCACUCGGGAGAGUGGGUCCGCCGGGACAGCGGAGUUGGAGCAGGAAUUGACUCGUACUAUGAAUACCUCCUCAAGGCCUACGUUCUUCUGGGAGAUGACCAGUUUCUUCAGCGCUUCAAUAUUCACUAUGCAUCCAUAAUGAAGUACAUAAGCCAGCCCCCCUUGCUGUUGGACGUGCUCAUCCACAAGCCGCUGCUUCCCACUCGCACCUGGAUGGACUCUCUGCUAGCUUUCUUCCCUGGUCUGCAGGUGUUGAAGGGAGACAUCCGUCCUGCCAUUGAGACUCAUGAAAUGUUGUAUCAAGUCACCAAGAAACACAACUUCCUCCCCGAGGCCUUCACGACAGAUUUCAGGGUACACUGGGCCCAGCAUCCUCUGAGGCCAGAGUUUGCCGAGAGCACCUAUUUCCUUUACAAGGCCACAGGAGACCCGUAUUAUCUCGAAGCGGGUCGCACCAUCAUGGACAACCUCAACCGCUUUGCUCGGGUCCCGUGCGGUUUCGCUGCCAUGAAGGACGUGCGGACCGGCAGCCACGAGGACCGAAUGGACUCUUUCUUCCUGGCCGAGAUGUUCAAGUACCUUUUCCUACUUUUCGCUGACCCGGAGGACCUCCGCUUCGACGUGGAGGACUACAUCUUCACCACCGAAGCACAUCUGCUGCCUCUGUCGCUCUCCACAACACCUCACCUUUCAUCCGUCCCCCCAAACGGAACGAUACCUCAGUCGAAGCAGGAACUGGACGACUCCAACUUCGACUGGACCUGCCCCAACACGCGUCUCAUGUUCCCCGACCCGGCCUUCCCACGUAACCUGAGGGAACCCAUCCGGAGCGCGGUGGACAAGAGCUGCCCGCGGCCCGCCGCUUACAGGCAGCCCGGCAUGGGAGCCCCUCCUCUGAGAGCUCAGGACUUCAUGGCCAACAACCCAGAACAUCUGGAGCUGCUGAGGCGGAUGGGCGUCAGCCUCAUCCACUUGAAGGAUGGCAGGGUGCAGCUGGUGCAGCAUGCCGCGCAGGCGGUGAGUCCCAUCGCAGCGGAGGAUGGCGUCCGCUUCAUGCAGGAGAUGAUGGAGCUCUCCAGCCAGCAGCAGAAGGAGCAGCUGCCUCCCCGAGCCAUACAGAUCAUCUCGCAUCCCUUCUUCGGCCGCGUGGUGCUGACCGCCGGCCCGGCGCAGUUCGGCACCGACUUGUCCAAAAGCUCCGCGGGGGUCCGAGGCUUUGUCACCGUUGCCCAGCCGUACAGCGGCUGCGACGAGAUCACCAACAGCGAGAUUGUGCGGGGCCACAUCGCUCUGCUGCAGAGGGGCCAGUGCAUGUUCGCCGAGAAGGCGCGGCACAUCCAGAAGGCCGGCGCCAUCGGCGGCAUCGUCGUCGACGACAGCGUGGGAAGCAGCAGCGACACGGCGCCGCUCUUCCAGAUGGCCGGUGACGGCCGCAACACGGACGACAUCACUCUGCCCCUCCUCUUCGUCUUCUACAAGGAGGGCAACAUCCUGCUGGAGACGCUGAAGGAAUACAGGGAGGUGGAGGUGCUGCUGAGCGACAAAGCCCGAGACAGAGCUGCCAUAUUCAAAGGUAAACCUCUUCCCGGAAGUCUGUUUGAGGGCAGCGCCGACGUCCAACAGGCGGAGGCGGACUUCCAAACCGAGGCCACCGCGCCGACGGGAUCCGAGUCGGAGGUGACUGCGGAAGAUCAAGGCGCCGCUCCGGCGGAAGGUGAGGACGUCGGGUCGGCGGAGGACGUCGGGUCGGCGGAGGACGUCGGGUCGGCGGAGGACGUCGGGUCGGCGGAGGCCGACAUGCCGAAAGCGGACUCCGGGGAGGAUGAGGAGCCUAGGGAUGACGCGGACGGCGCCGACCAAUCUGUGGACCAACUGGCUGACUGGCGGGACGACUUGGAGGCCUUCCGGCAGAUGGAGAAAGACGAGCUUUGACGCUCCCGUCCAACGGUGACCCGACGCCGUCGGCGCGCUCGCGGCCUCAUCGGCGGACCGCACGCAGUCCCAAAGCGAGUCUGGCCCGCCCCGAGUGGACCACGAUGGAGACCUCUUAACCCUGCUUGAUGACGGAUGACAGCUAGGGUUGCAAAAUUGCGGGAAUUUGAAAAGUUGGAAACUCUCCAUUCAAGGAGGAGUUUGCGGUUUUUAAAUCGCAAACAAGAUUUUAAUGUAAUUCUCGUCAAGUUUCCAAUUUGGAAUGUUUCCAAAGUUCCCAUGGACUGCUACGUGAAAAUCUUUUCAAUUCUACUCUUACCUCACUGACAUUUCGUGACCAUAACUGAUUCCUAUCAAAUGGACAGAUUUUGUAUUUUGUGUAUAAGACCAGUGUUUCCCAACUAAGGCACUUCUCUCAAAAAGUUCAGAAUAUCCAGCUUUUGGGUCAAAUAGCAAGUUAAUUGUAUAUUCGAAUAUCUAGUGGAAGAGUACUUGAUUGUUAGGCCUGCCACUAUGUGUUGCUGGCGUGGACGGAUGCAGAUAGAGAAGGUAAAUUCAUUUGCUUACGUAAUCAAAUCUCUGGUUGGAAUUGGUUAAUUUCCCUCAACGUGGUUGGGAAUCAUUGAUCUCCACCAAUCAGUGAGUUUUGUCACUGCGUUUUGUUCUCUGAGGAAUUAAGGAAAAUGGAGGGGCAGGUUCUAUAGAAAUCAACAGUUUUCUCUUUCGUAUUUGUUUAAUGUAACUAACAUCAGAUCCGUGGUGGUCAUUAUUUGCGCUGGUGUCCUAUGCAUUGCAGACUUUUUGUAAAAAAAGAAGAAAAAAAGAACAUCUUUCAUUCAUCAGUGGAUCUUUAUUUAAUUAAAAUUUGAUUUGAAUUUCUUGCGCAAUAUGAAGUGUUUGGGAAAGGUCUAAAACUGUGUCAUUGGGUGCUGCUCCGAGUGGAUGCUUAAUGAGAAACCAAACAUCAUUUCACCUCGUCAAUUCACGACUCACAAAAAGUUUGGAAUCUGCAUGAAAAUGUAUCCAAAUGAAUCUAAAAUGUGCAAGACCGUGUACAGGUCAACAUGAUGACAUUUUCUGUGCUUAUUGACUGAACUAACGCAAAAAGGUGUUUGCUCGUAACCGUUCAAGCCACAGCAACGUGUCAAGCCUGUAUUUGCCACCCUACGGUGUGAAACUAUGAAAAUGAUGAUGAGCAGAAAGAAUAUGAGAAACAACACUGAUGAGUAACUGAAUAAAACGUGAGACUUUCGAGGA
Syngnathus acus (greater pipefish) is the source of this 4782-nucleotide messenger RNA. RefSeq names its product ER degradation enhancer, mannosidase alpha-like 3 (gene edem3). Lineage: Eukaryota; Metazoa; Chordata; Actinopteri; Syngnathiformes; Syngnathidae. Gene Ontology annotation, cellular component: endoplasmic reticulum; membrane. The coding region runs from base 835 to 3525 and encodes 896 amino acids. Gene Ontology annotation, biological process: mannose trimming involved in glycoprotein ERAD pathway; carbohydrate metabolic process; endoplasmic reticulum mannose trimming. The record is from RefSeq and is a predicted model, not a curated record. The transcript has 21 exons. Gene Ontology annotation, molecular function: calcium ion binding; mannosyl-oligosaccharide 1,2-alpha-mannosidase activity.